GGAAGUGGUCUCGUGGUGUUCCUCGUUCACGUUCCCACGCUUUCUCGUGCCGAUCUUUUUUUUUUUUCGAGUGAUUUUCGAGUCGGUGAUCUGGCCUUCCCUUCCCACCUUCUUCGAAUGGUAUCGCGGAGGAGUUUUGAGGUAAUCGAUCGAGCGAGUGGGAAGAACUUUUGGAAUCAACGCGGCCAAGUUUAACGAGGGGGUUGUUAAAAUUGGAUCGUUCGGUUGUUGGUGGUGCAAGAGGGUGAAGCUCGAUGGUGUUUAAGGGGAGUGGACGGGAGUCGUGAGAUCGGGGAUUGUUCGUUAAAAUUUGCAGGAUCUCGGUAAAAGUAAUUACGUUGAAAGGGCGGGAUCACCGUGUCUCGAGAGGGGAUUGUUGCCUGGCUUCUUAAGGGAAGCUCGCAAAGGAUCGCGGGACAGCUUCUGGCUAGCUGACGUCAUCAAGGAACAAACAACCAGAUCGAAGAUCCGUGUGGCAAGGGAGAGAUAUUACAUCUUGAAAGGCUGGGGACAAAGGGCUGUCUAGAAGUCGACAGUCUAGAAGUUGGGGAGAAUCGGGAGAAAAGGGAUCCCCAUCGAUCUCGAGGAGGAGAAGGAGAGAAAGACGAAAACACGGAUUUCAACGGAGAGUAUUCGAAUUACUGUCGAAUCUGCUCGAUCUGGUUACUGUCGGCCCGAGUCUACUCGAGUAACCGUGAUCCUAUGUCCCGUCUGUCGUCCGAUCUUUAUUGAGGUUAUCGUUCAACACCCUUUGAUCGUUGCCAUUCGCUGUUAUAUUUGGAAAGUAACGCGCGCAAGCAUUUGUGAGCUCCUUACGGAGAGAGUUCUCGGGCAAGAUGAUAACAAAUGCCAGGAUCGCGAUCAACGUCCGGUUGCACCUGGUCGACUGAUCGUCAAAGACAAAUCGAGAAAGGGCGAGGGGAGGCUCUUUGCACCAGCGGGAUUGAAAAAACGAUGUACGAGAGGAGCAAGUGAGAAUUCCUUUUUUUGCGUGUUCCCCCCCUUUUUUUUCGGUGAUCUCUAUCAGAGAAGAUGUGCCUGCGACACUUGCUACUCUGCCUGCUGGGUGUCAUCGUCAUCGUGAACGAAUCCGAGGCCAGUUGGGACGAAUGGUGGACCUACGACGGAAUUUCAGGACCUGCGUUUUGGGGACUGAUAAACCCCCAAUGGUCUUUGUGCAGCAAAGGAAGGAGACAGAGCCCUAUCAACAUCGAGCCUGACAAGCUUCUCUUCGACCGCCACUUGAGACCCGUGUUGGUCGACAAACACAAGGUUUCCGGCCAUUUGUACAACACCGGCCAGUUCCUGGUGUUCAGAGCCGAUCGGGAGGCGAAGGUGCGGGUCAAUAUAACGGGUGGGCCGUUGGCUUAUCACUAUCAAUUCGAGGAGAUCUACAUACACUAUGGGAUGGAUAACGAUCAUGGAUCGGAGCAUCGCAUUAAUAACUACGCUUUCCCCGCCGAGAUACAAGUGUACGGGUACAACGCGGAAUUGUACCACAAUAUGAGCGAGGCGCAGCACAAGAGUCAGGGGCUGGUGGCGAUCUCGUUGAUGGUGCAGCUUGGAGAGACGUUAAAUCCUGAACUGCAGAUCAUAACCAGCGUGUUCAACAAAGUUAUAUAUCGAGGCGAUGCUGCGCCCGUACGUCACCUGUCUUUGAAGAGCCUCCUUCCAGACACGAACGGUUACAUGACUUACGAGGGCAGCACGACUCACCCCGGUUGUUGGGAGACGGCGGUAUGGCUGAUCCUCAACAAACCUAUUUACGUAACAGCGCGAGAGCUUUACGCACUAAGGAAACUAAUGCAGGGGCCGCCGACCACCCCGAAAGCGCCCCUGGGAAACAAUUCGAGGCCGUUACAGGAUCUUCAUUACAGGACUAUACGGACGAACAUCGAUUUUCGCAAGAGACCAGAUGCGAAGUGUCCAUCGAUGGCCCAGGACAUGCACUAUAGAGAUGACUUUUUCUUUCCAGCGAACACGUGGCAGGACGAUGGCUCCCUCUCGCACAACGUCGUCUGAAUCGCGGCCUCCAACGCAAGACCAGAGACAUUUUCGGCUUUCAACGCGACAGGUUCACGCGGAUAUUUUCCUAAAACCGUUGUGCAUAAGCUUGACAUGGUCACGACAAAACUUCAGGGGACUCGAUUCGUCCAAUUGCAGACAAUUCCAUCGAUCUU
Molecule: messenger RNA, 2180 nt
Organism: Apis laboriosa (Himalayan honeybee)
Lineage: Eukaryota; Metazoa; Arthropoda; Insecta; Hymenoptera; Apidae
Gene: CARPA
Product: carbonic anhydrase-related protein 10
Exons: 10
Coding region: 1033-2022 (329 amino acids)
Molecular function (GO): carbonate dehydratase activity; zinc ion binding
Source: RefSeq, a predicted model, not a curated record